AUGCUGAGCCGGCUCGGAGCGCUGCUGCAGGAGGCCGUGGGGGCGAGGUUGCCCAGUGCCCCGUCUGAUGAGGCUUCUUUCCCUGGCAAGGAGGCCUUGGCUGCCUUUUUGGGCUGGUUUGAUUACUGCGACCACCUCAUCACAGAGGCACACGUGGUGGUUGCAGACGCCUUAGCAAAGGCUGUAGCUGAGAAAUUAUUCAUGGAGAUUCUGCAGCCCCACCUCCUGCAUGUUUCUGAGCAGAGUGUGCUGACCUCCACCGCCUUGCUCACGGCCAUGCUGCGCCAGCUCCGCUCCCCUGCGCUGCUGCGAGAGGCUGUGGCUUUCCUCCUGGGUGCAGACCCGCAGCCUGCAGCCCCCGAAGAUGGCCCCCGCUCUCUGUGCGCUCACCUCAUCGGGCACUGCGAUCACCUCUCUGAUGAGAUCAGCAUCACCACGCUGCGGCUGUUUGAGGAGCUGCUCCAGAAGCCACACGAGCAGGUCCUCCGCAGCCUGGUCCUCUGCAACCUCGAGGGCCGCCAUUAUGUGGCCCGAGGCUCACCUGAGCCCGAGAGCUACGAGGACACCCUAGAUCUGGAGGAAGACCCCUACUUCACGGACGGCUUCCUCAACUCCAGCUUUCAGCCCUCUGCAAAGCCUCCCCCAGCUCCUGCCACCAACUCAGAUGGCAAAACAGCAGUGACCGAGAUCGUCAACAGUUUCCUCUGCCUGGUUCCCGAGGAAGCCAAGACCUCAGCUUUUCUAGAGGAGACUGGAUAUGACACAUACGUUCACGAUGCUUAUGGACUGUUCCAGGAGUGCAGCUCCCGAGUCGCCCCUUGGGGCUGGCCCCUCGGUCCCAUACCCCUGGACCCCCAUGAGCCUGAACGGCCUUUCUUUGAGGGUCACUUCCUCCAAAUGCUGUUUGACCGCAUGUCCCGGAUUUUGGAACAGCCAUACAGCCUGAACCUGCAAGUGACCUCAGUCCUGUCCCGGCUUGCCCUCUUCCCCCACCCCCUUAUCCAUGAGUAUCUCCUGGAUCCCUACAUCAACCUGGCCCCUGGGUGCAGGAGUCUGUUCUCUGUGCUUGUCAGGGUGAUCGGGGACUUGAUGCAGAGAAUUCAGAGAGUACCUCAGUUCCCAGGCAAACUGCUCCUGGUACGCAAGCAGCUGAUGGGUCAGGUCCCCGGGGAGCAGCUGGACCACCAGACUCUCCUCCAGGGCGUGGUGGUUCUUGAGGAAUUCUGCAAGGAGCUGGCUGCCAUCGCUUUUGUCAAGUUCCCCCCGCACAGUCCUCACCUGCACCUGUCCCCACCCCAGGAAGGGCACGUCUGAGCCAAGAGCAGGACCAGAUGGGGGACUCCUGUCCUCACCUCUGCCCAAGAGCUGCCUCGCACCUGGCAUGGCUGCCACCUCCUGCCUCCCAGGGUGGGAGCUUGGUUCCACCUCUACAUCCCAGGUGCCUCUGCCUCUGAGGAGGCCUGGGCUUCCACUCCCAGGUUAACUCAAGAAGACCGUGGCCUGUCGGUCACACCAGACUGGGUUCAGGGAGUGGGUCUCCAAGGUACCAGAAGCCAAGGAGCAAAAGAGAUGGCCUCCCAGACAGCAUGGUGUCCUCGGGGCUUUCUCAGGAGAGCUGGGUAAUUGCCAGCUGAGCACCCAGACCCAAACCCUCAUGUGUUCCGUACCUAUCACCUGUCUCUACGGACGAUUUGUGGCCAGGGCCAAAACCUGUGGCUCAAUUCCAGGGGCACAGAGGGAGUGAGUGAUGGCUCUCAGGCUGGUCAGAACUGUAGGCCAGAGAGAUGGGGGUGUGGGAGCCCUGUCUCUGUCUUGCUAGGUACAACAGAUGCUGCUGAGACUUGACAUUUUUUCUCCUGCCUUCUUGACUUAACCUGUGGUGAAGGGGCAGUGGAUGGCAGAGAAGCCCAUUCUCCCUUCCCGGCCCUUUUGGAGGCUGUUGCAAAAUUCCCAACCACCUCAUGGCAAACGCCCAAAGCAUGCUCCGCGCCCAGGCGGGGGCAGCUGCUAAUGAGAGACUUGGUGCAACUGCAGCCAGGGCAGGAGAGGGCUUGGGAAGUGGGGGGCUGGGUGCCAGGCUCUGGCUCCAGCUGGUUUCUCUCUGGCGCCUCUGAACCCGUCUCGGCAGGUCCUCAACACCUGGGCAGAGGGGAUCAGAGACCCGGGGAGGCCAGGCCUGGCCCUCCACAUCUCACCCAGCCCACAGAGUUCUUGACGGAAUACUCUUCCAGGGGAGCAAGAGAGCCAAGGGGAGAGAUGAGGCCAGGAUGCCCACCUGACCCCAAGCCCCCAAGGCCUAGCGGGGAGGUGCUGGGGCACAGGCAGCCAGUUGUAGUGUUGUUCUCCCUGCAUGCCCUUCACAGCUGGGGCUGCCACCCCACCCGGCCCGAAUCUGUCUCAACCUGCAGGAACACACAGGCGGCGCCAGGCAUUACCUCACAGCAGGACUGCAGUUGCUGGCUUCGCUCCUGGGCAAGGAGGAGCAGGCCAGAGCCCCUUUCGCUUCCUUUUCCUGCCUAUGCCGCUUCUAGAAGCCGGCCGCAGGUUGCCAGGAGGUGGCAUGAAAGAGGAGGAACUCAGUGACCUCUCCCUCUCCUGCAUUCCUCCAAGCUGGGGAGGACUUAACUGCCGCUCUGAAGGACACCGUGCAUGUGCGUGCAUGCGUGUGUGCGCACGUGGGUGUUGGCGUGGGACAGGGGAGCAGAGCUCAUGGGGCAAGUUGGGUCUGACCUCUUCAAGUCAGAAAACAUUUGAGCAUCCGGGAGUCACAGAUCCUCCCCUCCUCCAUCCCCCUCAGCAUUCGCACUGCGUCCCCCCAGACAACACAGCAAUCAAUGGUUUGGUUGCGUGGGCACAGCUGCCCCGAUCUCCACCGUUCGUGUCCUCCUGCGCAGGCCUCCGCUGCUCAUUCAGGCCCAUCUUCCUCCCUGAGAAUGACAAAUUCCUUUUCCAGCACUAGAGCGGAGGGGGGCAGUGUGCUGGGGGGCGGGUGGUAAAUAGAGACAGGCUCUGGCAGCGCAAAUCUGAUGUUCCUCUGCGCCUGCCAGGAACCAGGCUCUCUCUUGGCCAAGCCACACUAUUUCUGCCCAGCUUACCUACAGCCGAGAGCCAGCUAGCCUCGGAGACUCCGGGAAAGAAUGGGCCGUCUGAAGCAUCUGUAUGCAAGUCUCAUUUUGAGGUUUGUAUGUUGGGAGUUGUAUGAAUGCUUUAGUGGACUUCAUAUUUUAAAAACCUGGUCCCUAAAUGUAUGCGUGUGGGGGUGCACUCAGGAGGGGUAGCUGAGAGAACUCCGGGAGAGAGCAAGUUGGAAACUUGGAGAGGGCUGCUGAGUGGCUCUCACCUCAGUGCAUGUCAGAAUCACUUGGUUUGCUUUUUACAAUACCAGUGAAAGCCGUGUCUCUGGGGGGCGGCCCAGCAUUGUUACUAAAGCUCUCCAGGUGAUUCUAAUGGGCACCCAGGGUUGAAAACUACUAUAGGCUAAAGUGGGAGCAAAGUUUGCCCUUCGACAUGGAUAUAGACUGGUGGGUCUCUCAGACCCUGAGAGAAGUGAACCAGAGUGAAAGGGUUUGGUUCCAUCAUGUGGGAGAUGUUUGUCCUCAGAGGGGACAAAAGGAUUCCUACCACAGCCUAACGCUAGAAAGAUAAGAUGGCAGGGGGAGGGGAUGGGAAGGGGGCCUUGGAGGUUAUCCUGGGUCUUCAGUGUCAGAAUGGAGUUACCUCAGAAGGGAAGCCUCAUCAAGUGUGUCCUUGCUCAGAACCAGAAAUCUGUAUUACGUCCAUUGAGUAGCACGAUAUAUUUUCUUUGUUCACUUCCUGUGGUUUUUUUCCUUAAAUUUUAGUAAAGUUCUUUAAAAAAAAAAAAAAAAAAUUUUUUUUUUUUUUUUU
This is a messenger RNA of Panthera uncia (snow leopard), 3885 nucleotides long. It is a transcript of the gene FHIP2B, whose product is annotated as FHF complex subunit HOOK interacting protein 2B. The record is from RefSeq and is a predicted model, not a curated record. Lineage: Eukaryota; Metazoa; Chordata; Mammalia; Carnivora; Felidae. The transcript has 11 exons. Bases 1 to 1314 code for a protein of 437 amino acids.